GGUUUCUCGGUAUCAGUAGUAACUACACGGAAUAUGAAGUCGGUAAGGAGAAUAAUCUACUGAUCUCAUAUUAUACACCACAUUAAUAUACUAUGUUUUGUUGUGAUUCGUUCAGACGUAUUUAUACUUUGACUCUGAUUAGCCAACUGUGGUUUCUCGGUAUCAGUAGUAACUACACGGAAUAUGAAGUCGGAAUGUCAAGCGUCAACACCACUGAGGUUCCUGAUAUUCCAUGGUUCACGGACGGAGGACCUUGUUACUCCUUAAAAACAGCUUUGGACAUUUUUUCUAGAGAUCUUUACAACUCGGACCACGGUGUGAGAGUUCUCCUGGAUAACUUUUAUGCGAAUGUAGCUCAAAUGAAAAGAUCACCGCCUCUCACGCCUUACAGGAAACCCUUCAUUGUCAUAGAGGGCAUGCAAAGGCGAAUACGGUACAUCAUCACCCGGAAGGUCGCCAGGUACCUGAAGGGUAUGGAAGUGUACAAUCCACCCCCUGGCUACUUGGAGCUUAGGUCGUGGUUCAACAACAGUUCCUCCCUCCGCCGCGCCUACUUCGCGCUCUGUGUCUACAUCGCAGCCAACAACGUGAAGAUGACGCUUCCGUUCAGGGCUGCAGUCAUGUCAGGGUAUUGGCUGGAUCAAGCGACCUUUGCUCUGGCCAAGAAGUACAAGCCUCAACUGCCACCUGAUGACUCACCCGAGUGGAAGUGGCCGUCCGAUCUUCUUAAACCGGAUUUAAUAUUCUACCUCAACAACCGCGAUGACAUACUGCCGAUGACGUACCCUUACUACACCACUAAGAAGCCCGAUCCUAUCAAAGACACAAUUUUGGAGAUCUUCAAGAAGUGGCGCGAUCCAAAACCAAUCUUCAUAAAGAACAGUACAAGGUACAGAGACAUAGUAGCCGAGAUGAUUCCAUACAUAAAUCAAAUGUUGUAUAGUUGGAGAGCAUAAAUCUGAUCAUAAACGGGUUUUUUAUUUAAAAUACUA
Messenger RNA from Homalodisca vitripennis (glassy-winged sharpshooter), 992 nucleotides. RefSeq lists its product as uncharacterized. The record is from RefSeq and is a predicted model, not a curated record. The coding region runs from base 93 to 956 and encodes 287 amino acids. Lineage: Eukaryota; Metazoa; Arthropoda; Insecta; Hemiptera; Cicadellidae. The transcript is spliced from 6 exons.